Messenger RNA from Penicillium argentinense, 273 nucleotides. RefSeq lists its product as uncharacterized. The transcript has 4 exons. NCBI's taxonomy places the organism in Eukaryota, Fungi, Ascomycota, Eurotiomycetes, Eurotiales, Aspergillaceae. The record is from RefSeq and is a predicted model, not a curated record. The coding region runs from base 1 to 273 and encodes 90 amino acids.
AUGCAGCUCUCCAACCUCAUGUUUGCUCUUGUGGCCGUUGGCGCCAGCCUGGGUCUUGCUGCUCCUUCACCCGAGAAGGGCAGUACCGAGACUACUCAAUGGACUUGCCCUAACGGUUGGUCUGUUUGCGGUGAAUGCAAUGGCACCUCUUGCAAGAUCGCUGCAAGCAACUGGGACUGUGAAGUGGGCAGCUGCGUGGGUGAUGGUGGCGGUGAUGGAGCCAUCUGUGGUAACCACCCUGGCGGCAAGAUCAUUUGCCCUGGCAGUGGCUAA